Linum trigynum is the source of this 4309-nucleotide messenger RNA. The record is from the annotation of a GenBank genome assembly. Lineage: Eukaryota; Viridiplantae; Streptophyta; Magnoliopsida; Malpighiales; Linaceae.
UUCCAAGUUCCAACUAUAUGGUAUCAUAGUUAAUAUCAAAAGUAUAUAUUGGAUCUAAGACGGGAUGUAAUUAAGGAGAGUUAGUAUUUAACUAUUUAUCUAUGAAUGUUUAGUAAUUUUAUCAUUACUACGUUUGUAGUAUAAAAAAUUUAAAAAAUUAUGACUACGUUUAGCUAUAGGGAUAUGUAGGCAAAAAAAAAAAAAAAACAUGUUUUUGGGGAAAGCGGAAAAGGGAAUAGAUGAAUAGACGACUUGGGAUCUUUAUAUUCUUUUUCUUAUAGUGAAGAAAGACAAAAAGAAGAAAAUAGUGCCAACUAAAAGGAAGCAACGUUAACGUUAGCCAGCUAUAGCAAGGAAAUACCUUUCAAUCAAUCAAUAAUUCAAUUCCGGAAUUCAACAACGUAAUACUGCUGCACCCACCAUUGCAGCCGACGAACCGGGCGGCCACAGAGCAAAGAUCCAAACCCACUUCUUCUUCUUCCUUGUACCCAACCCCAAUCUCAUUCCCAAAUUCCCCCGUCUCAGCAAGUUGUUCUAGCUGAAUUCCCAAAUUGGGUAGCUCAAGCUCCGUCUACACCCAACAAUGGCGGUCUCUGCUUUCAAAUCCACUUCCAGACGCGGACCCACUCGUCCUUCCCCCACUUCCUCAUCCCUUUCCGAUAAGGAGUCCAAGUCCGCCGGCAAUGCCAAAACCGCGCCUCCCCCGCCGCCUGCUCUCCGCCGUUCUAGAAGCGUCAGCGCCGUCGCAAGAAACCCCCGCGGCGUUGACACUUCCUCCUCCACUUCCACUUCCACUUCCCCCUACUCUUCCUCUGCUUCUGAUUUCCUGAUAACCAGGGAGAAUCCGCUCUACUGGUCGGACAAGGAAAAACCCAAAGACGCUGCUGCGGAACAAGAUUUCCCAAUUCUGGCUUCUUCUAAGUCACUCAAGGAACCCACUCCCAAGCCAAGGGCUCCUCCUGAAUCUGAUACUCGGAGGGGAAGGUCCAUUUCCAGAACCGCAGAUGCUAUGAAGACAUCAGCUCCUGCCAAUGGCAAGCUGAUUCCGAGGCAGAGAAGCCCCUCUAGGGUGGAUAUAGGCCGCCGCAACCGCGCUCGCUCUGUUUCCCGGGCCCCUACUUCCCGGAGCUAUGGCUCUUUGAAUUCUGAGAGCGAUGUUGAAGUGAGAAGAAGCUUGCCAACAGUGCGCAGAAAUGGGAAUGAUGCAAGUGGAAUGGGGAGUGGUGGGAGAAGCAAUGGUUCUGAAAGAAGAAGUGCUGACUGGCAGAUUCAGUCGGAUGGUUCUGCUACAACCGUGCCUCCUUCGCCGUCUUAUAGUUGGGAAGAUGCAGCGUUAGGAGGCUCAAGUUCAGAUGCUGAAGAGAGAACUAUCAAGGCUGUAUGUGAACAAAUGAAGGCCUUCCAAGUGGAUAAUUUGGAAGGUGAUGCCUCUGGUCGUAUAUAUGAAACUGUUCGAUCUGAAGUCAGACGUGCUAUUGCUGACAUCCAAGGUGACCUUGCAACUGCCAUUGGAAGGAAUGCUGUUGCUACUGCCGGAGUUGCUGAUGUGACUGAUCUUCCUCCUGACUUGGUCAAUCCCAGUGCUGUUGAAUUAGUUCUGGACAUUAGAAGAGAGUACGCCACAAAACUAGAACAGUCCCAUGAAAGGGCUAUGAAACUUCGGGCAGAUCUAGCUGUUGAGGAGCACCGUGGUUCAGAGCUGAGCAGAAUUUUGAAGGAAGUACUCCCAGACCCUAAAUCUUCUAAUGAACGCAAGCCUCGAGUAGGAAGAAAAUCCAGUAUUGAGAGAAGGAAGAUGUCAAAACGGUUAACUGAAGAAGCUAUGGCCUACUUCGACGAAUGUGUCUCACUCUCGACUUUCGACAGCUCUGACUUUUCUUCUCAAGAUGACCCGCCAAUGAGAUUCGUUGGCACUCAUGUUGCUGAUCGUUCUCCUUUUUCCCCAGCAACCCCUAGCAUGACAGCAGACAGUGAACUUCUUAAACGUGAAUCCAAUAACAUUAAGGAACCAGCAAGUAUGAGGAGAGCAUCAGGGCUAUCAGCCACCAGCAGCGACGAGCUUGCUGCAGCCGGUGAAGCUAGCAUAAGCAGCUCCCAGACAGAAUCAGCUCGGAGUUUUCAGUUUUCCUUCUCACGCAAGUCGGAUAACAAGUUAGAUAUUCAGCAAGACGUUGGAAAAUACACCAAACACUUUGGGAAGGACAUAGAAAGAGCCGACUCCCAGAGUUCAGUUUCAAACUCCUAUGGGUAUGAUAGCGAGGAAUACAACCAACGGUCCUCGCAGCAAAGCAUGCUAUUCGACAGUGUUUUCUUCAGAAGCAGAAUCGAGUCCGGUAGCAUGCUGUUGUGCGGCGGUGGUCUUGGGGUCUUGUUCUGACCAAUGCCCUCUGCGAUUGUUAUACCUCCGGUUGGCUUUCAGGAGGCUGCAGAAUCUGUGGAGGAGUCACCUUGUCUGUUAUCUCUCCCUCAUUCUUAGUAUAUUUUUAUGACACACAUGAUUGAAAUUGAUUGAGCGAGUAAAGAAAGAUACAGAAGGCUUUGCUGCAGCAGGAUGUAGCAGUAUUGUAGAUGCUGUUGCUAAAGAGCAUCCCUCAACUAAGUGUGAAGAUGGAGUUGCUGAAAUUGGUGGCUUGUUUGGAAGCGUUGGCAGGAGAAGUUUUGCUUAUCAGGUUGUACAAAAUUUUAGUUGUUUUCAAAAGAAAAAGAGCGGUUUAAUCAUUUACAGAGCAGUGAGUAUAUCUUGUUGUCUAAGACUGGAAGAUUAUGGCAUUCUCCAUAGAUGUUGGUUGGUAGGGUUUAACCUCUGUUUGUAGAGAUCGGAAUUCUGGCUCUAAAAUCUAAAUUUGGAAAUUUGGAACUGAAUCCUCUUCUUGGAAUUGACGCCUCCCUCUGUAUUCUGUAUUUAUACUGCUCUUCUUAGGGGCAAGGCUAGCUCUGGCUCGAGUAAUGCAGCUGGGCUUUGGGCCCAUUUAAAUGACGGGCUGGCCCAUACUUAAUCAAGGCAGGCCCGAUUCCCCAACAAUUACAAAAGGACAAACUCCUCUAUUCAGGUGCAACGUACAGGCUAAUAAAGUAUUGUAAGCUGUAACUAAUUAUCCUCCCCCGAACGACGUCGUCAAGGAAGAGCUCAGCAUGGAAGAAACGGAGGAGCAGUCGGUUAUUGUCGCUUCAGUUCCGUCGUCAUUAUUGGAUCAUAAUAAUACGAGAAGCAGCAGCGACAACGUUUGAAAGCCAAACUAUACUGAUAGUUUAAACGAAGAAAAAAAAAAAAAACAUCUAUCAAAAAGCAGAAUUAAAUUACAAUUUCAACCUGGAAUACCGAUUACAUAUUUUUCCGGUACAAUUUCUUACCACGAUUUCUCACUAACUACAGACAUUUUAUUACCCUCUGCUUGCAGUUAGUGGUUUACAGUAGUAUUCCAUUUGGAACCCUUCUCCCUUUGCUAUUUUCAGGUGAUUGUGAGUUGUGACGACCUCAAACACAAAGAUAUAAUAAUAAUAAUAAACCCCUCCUCCUGUGGAAAAACAUGAAGCUUCCCCCGGAGUUGUGGCUGGGGACCUACGACGCUCCCGAGGGAGCCGCGCUGGCAUACGAUCGAGCCGCUUACCGGAUCCGCGGCUCCAAGGCCAAGCUCAAUUUCCCGCACCUGGGUCGGCGGAGGGAGUGACGACGGAGAUUUCUCGGUUUUGAUGAUGGGCUCCUGGACGGUCAACAGCCAGACAUUCGUUGAUUAAUUAAUUAAGCCAUAUAUAUAUUUUCUUCACGGUUUAAGGCUGUUGUUAGAAGCAGAUGAUGGAACGUACGUAUAUAUAUUGAUGCACUGUUGUUAGACGCAGAUGCUGCCAUCACCAAUUCACCAUCGUUGCUGUGUACGAAGGAGAGAAUAAAGCAAGUGGUAGAUCCACGCUUAGCAAGGUGGUGAGUGGAGGCUGGGGAAUUAGUUGUUGUAGUGUAACAAUAGAGUGAGGGAAUUUGGCCGACGAGGUGUUUCCAUGUGGAGGUAGGUUAGGAUUUUCGUUGGUGGAGUCAUAUUUGGAGAGCAUUAGGAUUAACGAUUUUGAGAUUGGCUUGUAUUUCCUGUUGACACCGUGAGAGUAAACCGAAAAUAAGGAGAAGCGCGAUGAGUGCAAACUAGGUGAAAGAAGCUAUUGAUGGAAGAAAUUGGAGCGCACUCUCUCCAACUUGUCUUUCCGUAGAAGCUUUAUGAUCUUCUUAAUCCAAGAUUUGUGCAUACAUUUCAAUCACAGAGUCAAUGAUGUUAUUUGUCCCUUUCAAUUUGUGGGUUCACGAUAAAGGAAAACUAAGAGU